AUGCCUAUGUCUUCUCAGUCAUCAGAUAUUUUAUCUCAUAUGAAGAUUAUAGCAAAUGUGCCGCCACCCUCACUUCGCAGUAUACCACGCUUGAAAGAUUCUAAAAACAUUGAUUAUGGUCAGUUAAAUGAAUUAUGCCACAUGAGGGGACUAGAAUACACGAGUUUUCAUGUUAUUCUAUCAGCUCAUGAAAACUUUAUUAAUCAAUAUCCCAAGAUAUUUGUGAAGAAACAAACAAAACUUCCUGCACUUCAUGGAAAAGAAGAAAUAAGAAAACCCAAAGGAAAAGAAAUUGAACCCCCCAAAUCUGAAGAAACCCAUAAUAUAGCAGUCUAUCUUAAAAAAUUGCAUGGUGAUCAUAAUUUAUACAGACCAGCUGAUUUGGAAGAGAAGAUAGGAAUUUUACUGACGAUCUUAAAGAAAUCGCCUAUUAGGAGAACAAAGCAUGAACACAAUAUUGUGUGGAAGAUGCUGAAAACAAUUCCAGAUUUAACUGAAAAGAUACAUUCUGAACAUUUGAGGUGCCUCUGUAUGAAUAUUUUUUCUGAAACCUGGAUAAAAGGCAGCACAGUAUCUGGAAAUGAUGGUUUUUAUGUUAUACUGAAAGGCCUGGCUCGACCCCAAGCAGAUCCAUACAAAAAUUUGAUGGAAGACAUUAAGUCAGCAACCUCUUUUACAUCUUCAAAUUGCUACAGCUUUAUUUACAACGAAGACUUCAAACAUACUUCAAUUACUGACUCUUUUAUACCUACAAGUGAGCCAAAGCUUGCACAAUGGAGUACCUUUGGAACUCUUGAAACUACGCCUGAAGCUCAAUCAGACACAAAAACGUAUGCAGUGAUCACAGAAGAAGACUGUGAAAUAAUUAAAAUCCCUGCACAAAAUUAUGCAAAUUUAAAAUUGGAAAUAACAAAACAUGAAACUAAUAAAAAGGAAAAACUAAUUAGGAAGUGUCCAUAUUACAUGGAAUUGCCUGCUGCCACCAUAAGCAAGUUAGCGGCAUUCAUUAAGUGGAAAAAGUUUCCCCCGGGUCACGUGAUAGUUGAAAGUGGAAGUAUAAUUAAUUUUGUAGCCUUUAUUAACUCUGGAUAUUGUGAAAUUUAUAGAAAUAUUAUAGGACUUGUGAAACUACAUUCAAAAAUGAAAAAAGUUCAAAAACUUGUUUAUAUGGAGACACUUAAUGAGAAAGAAUCCUUUGGUGAAAUUAGUGUUCUACUUCAAGUUCCUUUCCUGUGUACACUCAUUGCUGGAAGUGAAGUUGAGCUUGCAAUCAUUGAAGAUAAGCACAUCCUUGGUGUCAUGCGGCUCCUGAUUCAGCUCACUGAUUUUGUCCUACACCUUUGUUAUUCUGUUGGUGAGGUCUGCAGGUCAUUUUUCAUUUAG
Molecule: messenger RNA, 1383 nt
Organism: Suncus etruscus (white-toothed pygmy shrew)
Lineage: Eukaryota; Metazoa; Chordata; Mammalia; Eulipotyphla; Soricidae
Gene: CNBD1
Product: cyclic nucleotide binding domain containing 1
Exons: 11
Coding region: 1-1383 (460 amino acids)
Source: RefSeq, a predicted model, not a curated record